AUGAAAAGACCUGGACCUAAAUCUAGACCUAUACCUAAAUCUAGACCUAUACCUAAAUCUAGAUCUACACCUAAAUAUAGACCUAUAUCUAAAUCUAGACCUACACCUAAAUAUAGACCUAUACCUAAAUCUAGACCUAUACCUAAAUCUAGGCCUAGACCUAAAUCUAGACCUAUAUCUAAAUCUAGAUCUACACAUAAAUAUAGACAUAUACCUAAAUCUAGACCUAUAUCUAAAUCUAGACCUUUACCUAAAUCUAUAUCUACGCCUAAAUAUAGACCUAUAUCUAAAUCUAGACCUACACCUAAAUAUAGACCUAUACCUAAAUCUAGACCUAUACCUAAAUCUAGACCUAGACCUAAAUCUAAACCUAUACCUAAAUCUAGACCUAUAUCUGAAUCUAGAUCUACACCUAAAUCUAGACCUAUAUCUAAAUCUAGAUCUACACCUAAAUCUAGACCUNCUGAGGGGAAAGGGUUUGGUGGAAGGGUUAGGGUUCCUAUAUUUGGAAUUCAUCUCACUGCUGUAACCGGACAUCAUGUCUGGUUUCCCUAG
This is a messenger RNA of Eurytemora carolleeae, 555 nucleotides long. Its product is annotated as zinc finger protein 512B-like. The transcript is spliced from 2 exons. Lineage: Eukaryota; Metazoa; Arthropoda; Copepoda; Calanoida; Temoridae. The record is from RefSeq and is a predicted model, not a curated record. Bases 1 to 555 code for a protein of 184 amino acids.